Chelmon rostratus (copperband butterflyfish) is the source of this 1442-nucleotide messenger RNA. RefSeq names its product charged multivesicular body protein 1b. Lineage: Eukaryota; Metazoa; Chordata; Actinopteri; Chaetodontiformes; Chaetodontidae. Gene Ontology annotation, cellular component: multivesicular body; ESCRT III complex. Gene Ontology annotation, biological process: late endosome to vacuole transport; endosome transport via multivesicular body sorting pathway; protein transport. The record is from RefSeq and is a predicted model, not a curated record. The transcript has 8 exons. The coding region runs from base 141 to 740 and encodes 199 amino acids.
AGUGCGGAAGAAGGCGAGCACCGAAACCCGAAAGGCUGAAGUUGUACUGGCGAGUUUUGCCUCAUCUAGCUGCUUGUUUUGCGGACUGACCGUGAGGAUUUGAUCGUGAAAUUGUUGAAUUCUCGAAGAGUCGACCGAAGAUGCCGAGCAUGGACAAACACCUCUUCAAUCUAAAGUUCGCCGCCAAAGAACUCCAAAGAAAUUCCAAGAAAUGUGACAAAGAGGAAAAAGCGGAGAAGGCUAAAGUCAAGAAAGCCAUCCAGAAGGGGAAUAUGGACGUGGCGAGGAUCCAUGCAGAGAACGCCAUUAGACAGAAGAACCAGUCUGUGAACUUCCUGAGGAUGAGCGCUCGGGUAGACGCAGUGGCAGCAAGGGUUCAAACUGCAGUUACGAUGAACCAGGUCACAAAAUCUAUGGCUGGAGUGGUGAAAGGCAUGGAUAUGACUCUCAAGUCUAUGAAUCUGGAAAAGAUUUCUGCUCUCAUGGACAAAUUUGAACACCAGUUUGAAACUCUGGAUGUCCAGACAGCCCAUAUGGAAGACACCAUGAGCAGCACAACCACACUCACGACACCACAGAAUCAAGUGGAAUCAUUAAUGCAUGAAAUGGCGGAUGAAGCAGGAUUGGACCUGAACAUGGAGCUCCCCCAGGGCCAGACAGGAUCAGUGGGUACCAGCGUGGCCUCUGCAGAACAGGAUGAACUGUCUCAAAGGCUCGCCAAACUCCGAGAUCAAAUGUAAAGGCUGACUGCAGUGGACUGAGACCGCAAUGCAGAGCUCUAGAACACACAUACGCUACCUGAAUAUCACUCCCAAAUCCCUUUUAUUUACAUCAAGUCUUUUCUCCUCUGUCCGUCUCAUGUGUCUCUGUCGAGGAGCUACUGCAUCAUUGCUUUCAUCACAGAUAAUGUUCCUUGUCGAUUGUGUGUUUAUAAUAACCUUUGGAUACCUUUUAUGUAAUCUAACGGAAACCCUGGUUGUGAAAAAUGUAUGUGUUUCUCAAAUAUACGUAUUUACCAGUGAGGAAGAUCGAAUGUGACAUAAUUGUUUAAUAUGUAUACUUAAGAAGUCCAUGCAUUUUGAAAAGAUUUGAAGUGUAGCAGUUAUUACCCUAUAUUUCUAGGCUGAUUACAUAUACUCAUGGGGAAUAAGCUUAAGGUUUUGGACUGGAAGGAUUCAGUUUUUGGUUCAUAUGUGCAUGAUUGGAGGAAAAACAUAUGCAUUUUCUAUUCUUGGUAUCAGAGUGUGAAAGACCUUCACCCGUGCUGUUGAGUUGACUUCUUGCAUUGAUUUGCUGUCUUUUACUUUACUUUACGAAUAUUUUAAGGAGAUGCUGGACGAUUAUGCGUUUGGUCAUCUACAGUAUGUUCACUAAUCAUUUGGGAAGGGGUUACAGUUUGGAGAUUACAUACAGUAAGCAAAUAAAAAUUUCUAAUACUUUUA